Molecule: messenger RNA, 628 nt
Organism: Leptomonas pyrrhocoris
Lineage: Eukaryota; Euglenozoa; Kinetoplastea; Trypanosomatida; Trypanosomatidae
Product: putative transmembrane protein
Exons: 1
Coding region: 179-628 (149 amino acids)
Source: RefSeq, a predicted model, not a curated record
AGAUCAUUAUUUUAAAUUCUCCUCUCGGGAGUUGCGCUCUUUUAAAACAAUAAAAGGCGCGAAAGGUGUUGACUUUUUUGUUUUAUAAGGCGACAACUUUUUGGCACACGAGAGUCUCUUUGCACACCAAGUACCAACAGAAAUAUAUUUAUUAUUAUUUGAGAGCGCAAUCGCCGCAAUGCUGCGACUUUCACGACUAGCGCUGUUCAUCGUACCGAGCAGCUCAUCACCGGAGCUGCCUCCGUUUCUGAGUACGAAGGAGAAGCGCGCCGAACCGGCCCUCGGUGACGUUUACCGCCGAGUGAUGGAGUACGAUCGCCACCGCAGCAGCAGCAACGAAGAAAGGUUCACCGUACGGUCUCUGCUACGUGGGUCCUGCACGCAGAAGUACUUCAGUGGGUCGAUGACCGGGGCGGCGACGACGGCAGCUGGGGUGGCUCUGUUUCUACUCACUUUUUCAUUCAACAUCGGCAAGCCGGUCGUGGAUGCGCACCGCGAGUAUUUCUCCAAGCUGGACUUGAAGAACGACUCACAUAAUGAUGGUGAUGCCCAAGAUCGUGCGGACGGCGACGCCCCCAAUCCAGUAGAGGAGUUUGACGACGUGGCCGUGGAGGAAGAAGAAAGCUGA